UUUAUCUUCCCACACAUUUUUUAGACACGAAUAUAGAGAGACGCAGAAACUGAGACCUCCUCCUUUUCUUUUCUUCCCAUUUCUACCGAGCUUCGAUCCAAUCUUGGAUUCACAGAAGAGGAAGACACUGAACUGGAGAAAACCCUAAUUUCUAACCUAAUUGAAGGAGGCUUUCUAUUUCGAUCUAUAGAUCUGUGCCGAAUUGGCUCUGCGAAGGAGGUGCGGAUCUUAGAGUCUUGGUUCUAUCGGGAGCUCACGCUAUGGCUUGCAUAAAAAGCGUUAACAGAUCGGCGUCCGUCGCCUUCUCGCCGGAAUCGCAUUACCUCGCGGCUGGGACCAUAGCCGGUGCGGUAGAUCUGUCGUUUAGUUCUUCUGCGAACAUUGAGAUAUUCAAGCUCGAUUUCCAGUCGGACGAUCGCGAGCUCCUGCUUACUGGUGAGUGCCCGAGCAGUGAACGGUUUAAUCGGCUUUCGUGGAGUAAGACUGGAUCUGGAACUGAAGAAUUCUCCCUCGGACUUAUUGCCGGAGGGCUUGUUGAUGGACAUAUCAGUAUUUGGAAUCCUCUCACUCUUAUGCGCCAAGAGGAAAUUGAAGGGGCCCUUGUUAGUCGUCUUACUAAGCAUACAGGACCUGUUCUUGGUUUGGAAUUCAACAGUAUCACACCAAAUCUACUUGCUUCUGGAGCUGAUGGGGGUGAAAUCUGCAUAUGGGAUAUGGCAAACCCAGUAGAACCCACUCAUUUUCCACCUCUCAAGGGUGUUGGAUCUGGUUCUCAAACUGAUAUUUCCUUCUUAUCAUGGAAUCACAAGGUUCAACAUAUAUUAGCAUCCACUUCACAUAAUGGAACUACAGUGGUUUGGGACUUGAGGCGGCAGAAGCCAGUGAUAACAUUGUCAGAUUCAAGUAGAAGAGGAAGCUCUGUUUUGCAGUGGAAUCCUGAUGUUGCGACUCAGCUAAUUGUUGCUUCUGAUGAUGAUAGUUCACCUUCUCUAAGGUUGUGGGAUAUGAGGAACCCAAUGUCACCAUCAAAAGAAUUUGUUGGGCACACUCGAGGUGUAAUUGCAAUGUCAUGGUGUCCUAAUGAUAGUUCCUAUUUGCUUACCUGUGCUAAAGAUAACCGGACAAUUUGCUGGGACACAUUUACAGGAGAGAUUAUAUCUGAAUUGCCAGCAGGGACUAACUGGAAUUUUGAUAUCCACUGGUAUCCAAAGAUACCGGGCAUCGUAUCAGCUUCUUCAUUUGACGGAAAAAUGGGCAUCUAUAAUAUUGAGGCCUGCAGCAAACUAGCUGUUGGCGAGGGUUCCUUUGGCACAGCUCACUUGAGAGCUCCAAAGUGGUUAAAAUGCCCAGUUGGGGCCUCUUUUGGUUUUGGAGGAAAAUUUGUUUUGUUCCACCCUGGUCCAUCAACUGUAGGUGGCCAAUCUGGAAAUUCUCAGGUUUAUGUGCAUAACUUGGUCACUGAAGAAAGCUUGGUAAACCAUUGCAUGGAAUUUGAAGCUGCAAUUCAAAAUGGGGAAAAAUCUUCUCUGAGGGCUUUAUGUGAUAAGAAAUCCCAAGAGUCUGAAUCUGAGGAUGAUAGAGAAACAUGGGGCUUCUUGAAGGUUAUGUUCGAGGAAGAAGGGACAGCAAGGACGAAAUUACUCACCCACCUUGGGUUCAGCAUUCCAGCUCAAGAUAAUGUACAGGAUGAGCUUUCUCAGCAAGUAAAUGCUGUCAGUCUUGAUGAAAAGUCAACAAUUAAGACUGGAUUGGCCAGAGACAAUGAUGCCAACAUAUUCCCUUCAGAUAAUGCUGAAGACUUCUUUAAUAAUCUUCAAAGCCCCAAGGAAGAUCCAUCUGUAUCACCUUCUAUUGAUAACUUUGUAGUUGAAGGUGAUGCCAUGCGCAAUGGAGAACAAGUGCAACAAGAAUUGGAUGGAGUGGGAGAAACAACUGACUCUUCAGUUGAUGAUAGCAUUCAGCAUGCUUUGAUUGUUGGAGACUACAAGGAGGCAGUUUCCCUGUGUAUAUCAGCAAAUAGAAUGGCUGAUGCCUUAGUUAUUGCUCAUGUUGGCAGUCCAUCUCUUUGGGAGAGUACACGUGAUCAGUACCUGAAAAGGAGCCCUUACUCUUACUUAAAGGUUGUAGCUGCAAUGGUGAACAAUGAUCUUAUGACACUUGUAAACACCCGGCCCUUGAGCUCCUGGAAAGAAACCCUUGCUCUUCUCUGCUCUUUUGCACAGCAGGAGGAGUGGACUCUGCUAUGUGACACUCUUGCUUCAAGGUUAAUGGUUGUUGGAAACACAUUAGCUGCAACUCUCUGCUAUAUAUGUGCUGGAAAUAUUGACAAAACUGUGGAAAUCUGGUCCCAGAGUCUGAAGGCUGAGCAUGAAGGGAAACCCAGAGUUGACCUUCUCCAGGACUUGAUGGAAAAGACUAUCAUCCUUGCUUUGGCAACUGGACAAAAGCAAUUUAGUGCAUCACUGUCCAAGCUGGUUGAGAAUUAUGCUGAACUACUUGCAAGCCAAGGGCUCCUAAAAACAGCAAUGGAAUACUUAAAACUUUUGGGUUCAGAAAAUUCAUCUCAUGAACUUGUUAUCUUGCGAGAUCGCAUAGCUCUCUCUUUAGAAGAGAAAGAAUUGCCCAAGGCACUCCCUUAUGAAAUCUCUCAACCACAAACAGAGGUCAUAUAUGGUUCUGAAAAGCCCAGUUUUGGCAUAGUUGAUGGAUCACAACCAUAUUAUCAGGAUAAAACACAUCCACAGUUGCAGCCAAAUAUCCCUGGCAGUCCCUAUGGUGAAAAUUAUUCACAACCUUUUGGUGCUUCAUAUGGAGGAGGAUAUGUCACUCCUGCCCCAUAUCAACCGGCACAACCUCAGAUAUUUCUCCCAUCACAGGCACCUCAACCACCUCAGGCAAACUUUGCUGCUCCUGUUAUCACUCAACCUGCAGUGAGGCCAUUUGUUCCUGCAACACCUCUUGUGGUGAGAAACGUGGAACAAUAUCAGCAACCCACUUUGGGUUCUCAUCUAUACCCUGGAGUUGCCAACCCCACUUAUCAGCCUGGCCCACCUGUUACUGGUUCCAUUGCUUCUAUGCCAUCUCAACUGGCUUCAGUUCCUAGCCUUAAACCACCACAAGUUAUGGCACCUGCACCUACUCAAAAGGGUUUUAUGCCAGUGAGUAAUUCAGGGUUUGUUCAAACACCUGCAAUGGGAGCCAUGCAACCUUCAAAUCCUACUCAGCCAGCACAGGUCCAACCAGCCACUGCACCUCCAGCACCAGCCCCUACUGUGCAGACAGUGAAUACAUCAAAUGUACCUGCCCAUCAAAGACCUGUCAUCACAACGUUGACAAGGCUUUUCAAUGAGACAUCAGAAGCAAUGGGUGGUUCACGCGCAAAUCCUGCUAAGAAGAGGGAGAUUGAAGACAACUCUAAGAAAAUAGGAGCCUUGUUUGCAAAACUUAACAGUGGGGAUAUAUCUAAAAAUGCUGCUGAUAAGCUCGUUCAGCUUUGCCAGGCUUUGGACAAUGGGGAUUAUGGUACUGCUCUACAAAUUCAAGUCCUUUUGACAACAAGUGAGUGGGAUGAGUGCAAUUUCUGGCUUGCUGCUCUUAAGCGAAUGAUCAAGGCAAGGCAGACUGUGAGAUUAAGCUAAAGUUGGAGAUUCUUCCAGGCAACCCACUGUGGUUCUGCAUUUUUUUUUAUACGAAACUCAGGAGUGGUGUAGUUUUGAAGCACUGAUAAUCUCAUGUAAACAAGAUUGGCAUUAUAGCAAUAGAAGUUUUGUUUUUUUGUUUUUUUAUUUCUUUUCUUUUGGAUUUUUUCCUUGGUUAUUACAUUAGGGUACAUCCUUUUUCCUCCCAAUAACUUGAGUCAGAGCCCACUUAAGCUCCUUGAAAGAGCACUUAGAAAAGAUUGUUUUGGGGGCAUUGAAAAUCUAAUUUUUUUUUGUAGUGA
Molecule: messenger RNA, 3940 nt
Organism: Nelumbo nucifera (sacred lotus)
Lineage: Eukaryota; Viridiplantae; Streptophyta; Magnoliopsida; Proteales; Nelumbonaceae
Product: protein transport protein SEC31 homolog B-like
Biological process (GO): endoplasmic reticulum organization; endoplasmic reticulum to Golgi vesicle-mediated transport; COPII-coated vesicle cargo loading
Cellular component (GO): COPII vesicle coat; endoplasmic reticulum exit site
Molecular function (GO): protein binding; structural molecule activity
Source: RefSeq, a predicted model, not a curated record